Molecule: messenger RNA, 390 nt
Organism: Candida dubliniensis CD36
Lineage: Eukaryota; Fungi; Ascomycota; Pichiomycetes; Serinales; Debaryomycetaceae
Gene: TOA2
Product: transcription initiation factor IIA subunit gamma
Exons: 1
Coding region: 1-390 (129 amino acids)
Biological process (GO): transcription initiation at RNA polymerase II promoter; RNA polymerase II preinitiation complex assembly
Cellular component (GO): transcription factor TFIIA complex
Molecular function (GO): RNA polymerase II general transcription initiation factor activity; TBP-class protein binding
Source: RefSeq, a predicted model, not a curated record
AUGUCAGCACCAGCUUAUUAUGAGUUAUAUAGAAGAUCAACUAUAGGAGUAACUUUAAUGGAUGCAUUAGAUACAUUAAUUUCUGAUGAAAAAAUUCAACCUCAAUUAGCUAAUAGAAUUUUAAUUAAUUUUGAUCGAAUUAUAGCUGAAAAUUUGAAAAAUGAAAAUAUUGUUGGUAAAUCUAAAUUAAUUUUUAAAGGUGAUUUAGAUACUUAUCGAUUUUGUGAUGAUGUUUGGACAUUUAUUAUUAAAAAUGUCAUUAUUAAAUUGAAUGAUGUAUCAAAAGAUAAUAAUAAUAAUAGUAAUGAUAAAGAUAGUGGUGAUUUAGAAUUAAAUGUUGAUAAAUUCAAAAUUGUUGCUUGUAAUUCUAGAAAAGCUGGUGAGAUGUAA